CUCUCACCCGGACUGCGUGGGGCAGCGGUAGGGAAGCUGGGAGCUGGGAUCCGGGCUCCAUCUGGAGCCACCUUUUUUUUUACCCAGUAACGCUGGAGCCUGGAGCGUCCGAAGGUAAGGGGAGAGGGAUGAAACCUCUGCAUGUGCUGGCAGCCUUUUACUUGGGCUUGGGGAGAUGGGUUUGGGAGACAAGGCGGGGGGGACACCCUGCCUUCCUGGGGUGAUCCCACAGGUGUGUUUCCCACUUAUGCCUGUUCUCUCCCGACUGGGAUUCUGGGAUGUGUUGUAAUGAGGUGAGAACGGGGCAGGUGGUGUCCCAGGGACACACAGGGCAACUGUUUGCACCGUGGGACCUUGGCGUGGAAGGGAAAUGGGAAAGGAAGAAAUGCUGGAAAGGGCAGAUUUGCUUCAACAGCUUUUCACAGGAGGAGGGAAUCAGGGUGCGUCCCAGGGCCUAUAAACACUUUUGAUGGAUGCCGAGUUGUUGAUUUAACUGGGCGUUUGUGGAGAAACAUCUUCAGCCUUCGCUGAAGAUUCAAUUGAGCUUUCCUGCCUUGAACCUUUGGCUCUGAUUUCUGCAAGAGGAGACCUAGAAAGGAGAGGGCACCCCCAAACCCCAGCGUGCCCAGGCUCCUCUGCACCCCGGCCUCAGGGCCUCGCAGACAGGCAGGGCUCAUGCCAGCCCCAGGGUGGGAUUUACACCCCUCUGCAAGUGAAAGCUCACUUUUCGUGGCCCUUACAAGUACCUUACAGCUGCCAAGGUCUGCGCUAAGCAAGGUACAGAAAUACCUGUCUGGUCUCCCAGCACGUGUAUGCCUCUUCGCAUGGCACCUGGCAGCUGCUGCUCUGCCGCCUGUGUACCGUAGAAAGGGGAAGGAACACAAAAAAAACCAACCCAGAAUGCAAAUGAUUGCACUACCGAGUGGGCUGGAUGUGAAAAACAGUCUGUCCGUGAUUCAGAGCACAGAAACAGUCACAAAGUUGGAAUUUCAAACAAGUCCGAGCCCAGCGCUGUGGGCACAGGGCUCGUGGCUGGGAAGGAGCUCCUGUCAGCCCAGUGGGUGGGCACAGGGAGGGGGCAGCGCCCGAACCUUGUCCUAGAGGUGCCAGACAGCUUAGCGCAGGGUGACGGUGACAAAUUGCGGCACUGCAGGUGGGACAUGGGGAAAAUGGUUUUCCUGGGAAGGGUGGAGAAGCUCUGAGGCUGUGUCAUGAGUGUGCUCAUGCUCAGCGCGCGUGGCUGGGCUGCGGGGGAGCUCCAGGAGGGGAGAUGAACCCCCCCCGUUUCACCUGACCACCUGUGUUUUGUUCCCUGGGGGAAGGGGGCUGCAUCAUGCAGGUGGCGGCAAAGCCAUCCCCACCAUGGCAGAGCUGGGCACUGAAAUCCUGGUGUGGGGCACAGGAACCCAGCACGACGCCUGCCCGACCCCCAUCCCGGUGCCUACACAGGAAAAGUCACCCCAAAUGCCGAAAGGAGCUUCAGGGUGAGCGUUUCCCUGGGUAAACACGCUAAUGUAUUAAGCAGACAUGUAUGAGGGUAUUUCCUGCUCUCGCAGAGGGUGUUGUCUUGUUAUUCUUCCCGAGUUUCUGGACAGCAGCCGUUUCCUCCUGGCACGGCUGUGGAGCAGCAGACACCGUUCCAGUGUUUUAGGACUUACAAAUGAACGUUCCUGCCCGUAUCGCUUUGCCCCGCGCGGCAGAGCGUCCCCUCUCGCACCCCUUUCCAGUCCCGCUCAGGCUGGGUUGCGCUACACAGCAGGCAUCAGGUGCUGCCCCGCGGCGUGGGGACGGCUGUGUGUGGCCAUGGCACCCCCGGCUGAGCCUCCUGGGCAGCGGGGACACAUCUCCGGAAUGAGAGAGCCUGGAAAUUAAUCCUGGGGAAAUCACAAAUGUUGGGGAAUUGGGAUAGGAGCUUUUGGAGCUUUCUAUUUGCCGGCCACCUGCUACGGAGCAGCCAGACCCCAGACUUUUCUGUGAUGCUCCCGGGGAGUCGGUUUCCCCCAGCUCUGAGUGUUUUACAGCAGCGUAUGUCCAGUGAAACCACUUUAUUGCCCAGUUUCUGGGCAAUGACACAGCUGCGGGCAGUGCCUGCCUGGGUAAUUCCCGGCCUCGCUCCUGGCACUGCCUCUGGCAGCCUGGAGGGCAGCAGGGCGACGCUCUAAAUGUGCCGUUUGCUUGUUCAGCAUCCCUAAGGAUACCUGAACACGCAUUUGUAGGGUUUCCUUGGUGCCAGUGCUUUCCCGCCGGCCCACAGAAGGACGUUUGCAGGUUGCCGGGGCAAACAUUCCAGUUUUCCCCCCCCUGCUGUGGGGGCGUUACUUGCCACGUGCUCCCGCGGCCGAGUUUCUGGAUGAGAGAAGCAGGUGCUGCGGAAAGUCCAGAAAUUUUAGCUGACGAGAGAGGUGGGGGCCCCAGCGCCAGCGCCCCGGCUGGCCCCCUCUCCCCAGGGUGGUCUCUGCAGGGUUGGGUGUCCUUUGGCUGUUGAUACCCUGAACCCUGGGGCUGGGGGUGUGGUGGUGUCGUGGGGACAAGCCCAGCCGUGCCGCAGGGACAACUGUGGCGGGAGCCACGGUCUCAGGUUACUUGUACAGAAAUGAGUGGGGCGGCGGGAACCUGAUGAAGGUUCCGCUGUCGGCGGCCGCGGCGUAUUAAAGGGGCACGUCGGGGCAGGCUGCAUGUCCCCAGCCGUGUCCUCACAGCAUGGCGGGGUCGGGGGGCGAGGGGGACCUGCGGCACCUGCUAAAGCUGCACCGCACCGAAAUCGCCAUGGCGGUGGAUGACGUCUUCCCGCUGCUGCACGGCCUGGCUGACCACGACGUCAUCCCCGAGCACGUCUUCAAGGAGACGCUGAGCCGGACGGAGCAGGAGGGCUCCCACCGCGCUUUCCAUGCCCUGCUCACCUGGCUGCUGGGCCGCGACACUGCUGCCCUCCGCGACUUUUGGCACGUCCUCUUCAAGGACUACAACCUGGAGCGGUACAGCCGGCUGCGGCCCCUCCGCGGCGCCUUCCCCAGAGAGGUGGAGCUGGGACGGCAGCGCCGCGGCAGGCAUUUCUCCCCCAGCCCCACGGCGCCGGCCCUGCACAGACCCCAAGGCAAGAGGAAAGCCCCCGAGGAGCGGGAGGGGUCCCGGGUGACGCAGCCCUCCCCGUGGCAUGCCGCCAGCCCUGGGCCCCUGGCGAAGGCGAGGACCGUGAAGAAGCCGGAAAGCAGAGAUGUCCCCCGCACCCCCAAUGCUGGCGCCCUCCAGGCGGUGGCCACCUCAGUGCAGAGAGCGGUGGCCGUGGCGGGCAGCGAGGUGCCCAUCAGCCGUGGGGCCGUCGAGGGCAUCCUCAUCAAACACGUGCUGGAGCCGGGUAGGUGCAGCCUGUCCCGUCUGGCCUCAAACGCAAUUUUGCCCCUAAUUUCCCCCAAGGGGAAGCCCCCCCCCCGGGGCAGGAGGGUGUCAGGGAGGGGGGGUGUCAGGGAGGGGGUCCCCACAAAGCUGCUCUCAGCAUCUCUUGCAGGGAGCUCCCGGACGGGCAGCAAAGCUGGGGAUGAGCCGUACGCCCCAGCCGCCUGUGAGGAGCUGGGGGCCAGGAGCAGAAGCCGCAGCCUGAAGCCCCCCGCCCGGCCCAAGGCAUCCCAAAGUAGCGGGGAACCCCGAGUGCAUCCCCAGGGCCGGCUGCCAGCGCCCACCGUGCACAGCCAGGACCCCGCGCCCCACCAGGAGAACGAGGACGAGUGUGCGGCCUGCGGCGACGGUGGCGAGCUCAUCUGCUGUGAUGGCUGUCCCAGGGCCUUCCACCUGGCCUGCCUGGUGCCCCCACUGCCCCGCGUCCCCAGCGGGAUGUGGCGGUGUGGCUCCUGUGUGGCAAGUGUGGCUGAACCGGGACGGCCACGGGAGGUGGACGUGGCUGUGGAGAGACCCCCUGAGGUUCCAGGGGAGGAGGCAUAUGGCACCCGGCAUGGUGGAGGUGAUGGAAGCGUCUGUGGCCGCUGUUUCACCCGGAUCCCUGCACCCCGACACUGCCCCGUGCCCAGCAGGGACCCCGGGGGGCUGUUGCUCUGCAUGACCUGCGCGGGCACCCUGGACACCGGCAGCCUGGAGGACACUGCAGCACCCAGCGACCACCCGCUACAGGCAGCAAAGGCGGAGGAUGGCUCCCUCGGCAGCGACCCGGUGCUGAGCAGGGACGAGCUCGAUGCGCUGCUUGGUGAGGUACGGCACUCCGGGGGGGGGCCACCAACAAGCAGAGUCCAUCCACAGGGGACAUGUCUCUGGUGUGUGACCCACAGGGUGAUAGAGGGCUGUGGGUGAGGCAGGGACAGCCCAAGGUGGGGCGGGGAGCGGGACGGAAAGGGAGAGUGACCCCCCUGGGGAUGUCUCGCAGGGCACCUGGGACGGGAUCCUGCAGUGGGCGUUCCAGAGCAUGGGGCGGCCCCUCGCAGACACCCACGGGCUCUUUGCCUAGAGCAGGCUGCGCUGGCGAUGGAGGAGCAGGCGGGGGAUGGCUGAGUGGCAGGAACCGGACAGGCACCUCAGUGAGUUUAACAAACCAGCCAUCAUCCAUCACACACAACCUCACCCCCUGCAAGUCGCCAGACAAAACACGCAUCAGCAAAAAGCAGGUUAAAGCUAAUUAAUCUUGAUAAAUGAGAAAAAAACGAGAAAAAAAACCCAUGCAAAUAAAAAGAAACUAAUGGAAAUUAAAUAAACAGGCAUAUAAAAAACUUAAAGCAAAUGGAAAACAAAAGUUACAGUACCAAAGUGCGAGAGGAGAGAAAGUCCUACAAACCAAACUAGACCCCAUCCCCAAGACACUAAACAGUGUGGCCACCACUCUGUCCCACCCUGUGCACUCUGCCCACUACCCUACAACUCGAUGCACCCACCCGGUUCUGCCCCCAGCAACACCUCAACCCAUAAAUACCCACAACAAUAUCCGCACCUACACCCCCUCAGCCCUGCCCCGACACAACACCCCACACGAAACAACCCAAAAAAACUACACACCU
Chroicocephalus ridibundus (black-headed gull) is the source of this 4997-nucleotide messenger RNA. It is a transcript of the gene AIRE, whose product is annotated as autoimmune regulator. Gene Ontology annotation, cellular component: nucleus; cytoplasm. Gene Ontology annotation, biological process: regulation of transcription by RNA polymerase II; humoral immune response. Lineage: Eukaryota; Metazoa; Chordata; Aves; Charadriiformes; Laridae. Gene Ontology annotation, molecular function: translation regulator activity; DNA-binding transcription factor activity, RNA polymerase II-specific; DNA binding. Bases 2701 to 4299 code for a protein of 532 amino acids. The transcript is spliced from 10 exons. The record is from RefSeq and is a predicted model, not a curated record.